AUGUCUUUGAGUCGCAUAGCAUCUCGCAAGUGUCAGUGUAUGUAGUUAAGUCUGUUAGGAGACAAAUUUGGAAAGUUGUGUUGUUAUUGAAUAGUAUUACAAACAUGCGUAAAAUUUUGGGUUCUUUUAUUUAAGUGUAUUUCAUAAUUAUUGAAAAACCAUAUUCUGAUCUUAAAGCUCAUAAAUAUGGCGAAUUCACCAAUGGGUAGUGGAAGUGCAAAUAAUUUUAGCUUUAAGGUGGUACUUCUAGGAGAGGGUUGUGUUGGAAAAACUUCCGUUGUUUUAAGAUAUGUGGAAGAUAAAUUUAAUGAUAGACACAUAACUACACUUCAGGCUUCUUUUUUAAAUAAAAAGUUGAAUAUCUUGGGCAAGAGAGUGAAUUUGGCAAUAUGGGACACUGCAGGCCAGGAGAGGUUUCAUGCAUUAGGACCAAUUUAUUAUCGUAUGUCAAAUGGUGCUAUAUUAGUAUAUGACAUCACUGAUGAGGAUUCUUUCCAGAAGGUGAAAAAUUGGGUAAAAGAAUUGAAAAAGAUGCUUGGAAGUGAUAUUUGUUUAGUUAUAGCAGGUAAUAAAAUUGACUUGGAGAAGCAGAGAACUGUUCCAGUUGAAGAUGCUGAGGA
This is a messenger RNA of Homalodisca vitripennis (glassy-winged sharpshooter), 620 nucleotides long. RefSeq names its product ras-related protein Rab-21-like. Gene Ontology annotation, molecular function: GTPase activity; GTP binding. Gene Ontology annotation, biological process: Rab protein signal transduction. The record is from RefSeq and is a predicted model, not a curated record. Lineage: Eukaryota; Metazoa; Arthropoda; Insecta; Hemiptera; Cicadellidae.